AAAACUGUUUAACUUAAUCUCUUUAAUAUUUUCAUUGAUAUUUUUGCAGUUCUAGAACACAUACUAAAAAUAACAGAAAAACAAAAUAGCACAAUUAAGAGUACUUUCUCUUGACAUUAACUUCUUCAUCCUCUUAAUAAUUUUGAAAACAAUAGGACACAAUAAAUUUGACAGAGACUUUCUAGCAAUCCAAGUGAAAACAAAACCUCCCUCAUAUGAUUUUACUACCUUUUUCUUUCUUCUCUUCAUCUUCUGACUCUUACCUUUUUUCUUUCUUCUCUUCAUCUUCUGACUCUUGUACACCGUCCCUUCCUAUUCUCCCUUUUCUCUUUUUCAUAUUCUAUUAGUAUACUUCUAUUUUUCACCCUUAUGUUUUUUCAUUUUCACCGACAGCUGGUUUUCGCCAACUUCUAAAUUAUACUAAUUUUACUCCUUUGCUCUUUCCAUUAAACUUUCUCAAGAAAGAAUAAGCUUGUUCUUUCUUCUUCCCUGGUUUUCCUCCUUUUGAAGGAACCAAUCACGUCUCCGAAACAAAACUUGUAAUGCAAUCAAGGUUACAACAAGGUAAAUGAUGAUCAACAUGUUUUCAAGAGACAAAAAAAGUGAUAUGAGUGGUCAUAGCAAUCCAAAUGUAGCUGAAUGGGAAUUAAGACCGGGAGGAAUGUUGGUACAGAAGCGAAAUUCGGAUGCGAAUAAAAGCUCUUCAUCUAUCAUCAAUGUCAAAGUGAAAUAUGGUUCUUCCUCUCACCAAAUUCAUAUCAGUUCUCAUGCAAGUUUUGGGCAAUUGAAGAAAACGUUGACAGAAUAUACAGGAUUGCAUGUUGAGGAUCAGAAGUUGAUUUUCAAGAAAAAAGUGAUAGAUUCAAAGUCAUAUCUUGAUGUUGAAAGAGUCAAAGAUGGAUCAAAGUUGGUUUUAAUUGAGGACAUUGAGAGUAGAGAAAGAAGAGUAUUAGAGAAAUUAAAAAUUGCAAACAAGGAAAAAACUUCAAAAUCCUUAAUUAAAAUUAACUUGGAGGUUGAAAAUUUAGCCAAAAAGGUUUCAGAUUUGGAGGAAAUUGCUUCUAUAGGUGGAGUUAUAGAAGAGAUGGAUGUAGAGACUUUAACAGAAAAUUUGAUGAGAAUAUUAAUUACAUUGGAUGAAAUUUAUGGUGAAGGUGAGCUGAAAUUGCAGAGAAAAGAACAGGUUAAGAGAGUUCAGAAGCACAUUGAGACUCUUGAUAUGCUAAAGAUUGCAAAGACAAAGGAAGGUGACAAUGUGGAUUGUGGCAAGAAACAGAAACAACCUUUGAAACAUUGUGAUUCAGUUGUAGUAACAACAAAAUGGGAAACAUUUGAUUAAGAAUGGAUUAAACCGUGUUCUAUAUGUGUAAGUGGUUUUGUUUUCUGUCGGUGUGAUUUUUUUGCUUUGAGAAUUUGGGUUUUGAGUAGGGACCAUGCAAUAAUCAAUUUAGAUGUGUAUGGCAGAGGGUAGUAUUAAUUUUGAGAUAAAUGAUAUGUGAUGUUAGUUUCGACUAUUUCUUGUCUUUUUCAUUUGAAUCCGAGCAUGAUAUCCGAUGUAACAAUAUUUGUCGUAUGAGUUAGGUAUUACGAAUUUGAAUA
Messenger RNA from Lathyrus oleraceus (garden pea), 1599 nucleotides. RefSeq names its product BAG family molecular chaperone regulator 2. The transcript is spliced from 4 exons. Gene Ontology annotation, cellular component: cytoplasm. NCBI's taxonomy places the organism in Eukaryota, Viridiplantae, Streptophyta, Magnoliopsida, Fabales, Fabaceae. The record is from RefSeq and is a predicted model, not a curated record. Gene Ontology annotation, biological process: protein stabilization. Gene Ontology annotation, molecular function: protein-folding chaperone binding; adenyl-nucleotide exchange factor activity. Bases 569 to 1339 code for a protein of 256 amino acids.